AUGAUCCAUACCAUGAUUUAAAAAUAUGUUUUAAGCCCAAAUUCAAAUUAUACAUUUUAAAUAACUGCAACUAAUUUGAAAACAUCUGAAAGCUAAGAAUAAAACUUCACUAUUGAUAUAUUAUCAGCUGGAUUGCUUUGUUAGUUCAAUAAUUAAGGAUAUUAGAAUAUUAAAAGGGAUUUAAACCUCUAAAUUUUUUGUCAAGAUUUAGACUACACAUAUCUAUGGAACAGUGAUCCAGAUUUGCACAUUUCGGUGGCUUGCAAGGAUCUAUUACGGAAUAAUUAUUGUUAAGAUGAUAGAAAGUAAAUCAUUAAUGUUAAUAAAACUGAGGCUUUUCAAUUCAUUAGAAAGAGUUCCAUUUCUCCCUUUUCAACUCAAGAAUGGACAGUAACAGCAUCAAAAUUUCAAUAAACUUCCAAAUUUACUUUAGUUAUUAUUUAUCUAGAUGACGAGUUCCCUUUUUAGGAACUAGAAUUCAAUAAGGGUUAUUUAAUGAGAAAAAUUAAUAAUUAUGAAUAAUUAAAUUUUACAUUUCUAAUUCCUUUUGAAGAAAGAUUUGAGUUAUUAGAACUAUCAAUUGCAAUUAUUUAUGACUAUGAGAUUGUAGAAAUACUGCAACCAAAAUAUCAAUCACAUUAAUUCAAGAUAUUUAAUUACAUCAAAGAAUUAAAGUUUGGUAAUAAUUUCAAUCUUAAAUUUUCAGCACAAUAUACAAAUAAUAUUAUGCCAAGCCUAUAGAAUUUAAAAUUGUCGAUCAAUUACCCACCUAAAUGUUCAAAAUUAAUUAUUACUCGUUAAAGUGAUUUAGCAUUGACUACUUUUAUAGUAGCAGCUGUUUGUGAAUAAUCAAAUGACUCUCCAUAUAAAUAUUAACUUAGGCUAUUUUUGAGAGAAUCAGAUUUACUGAAUUUUUAAAAGGAAUAUCAGAUAAUUCUUUAACUUUAUUUCCAUUUUAAGAUUCAAAUUAAUUCUCAAUUUAAACCCCUUCUUCUAUGAAUUAAUCAAAAGUUGAAAUUUUAGUAUAAGUUCUUGAUAAUGGAGGAUCAGUAACUAAUAUUGUUGAAAAGAUUAUUAUGAAAUCUGCAGCGAUAAAUUGUACGUCGCUCUAAUUUUGGAACUUGAAUUUAUAAAACAAAAUAUUAAUGUUAUUUGAAACACUUAAUCAAAAAUGUGAUUGGUUGCAUUCAUAAAUUUAUCUUGAUUUGCUAUCAAAUUUAAUUUUACAGGAUAAUGAUGAGAACACCCUGAAAUUUUAGGCAGUUAAAUUAUAUAAACAACUUUUAGUCUUACAAAAGGAACCUGGCAAUCGUUUAUUAAAGGAAACAAUCCAAACAAGGUGUUUAGGUUCUCACUCAAACCAUUUAUACAUUACUUAACAUUCAUCUGAGGUGAACUUAACAUUAGUUCUAGAAGACUUAAAGAAAAAUAUUGAUAAAUUAGAUUUAGCUCUAAAAUACUAUAUUAAAAUGAAGAAAUAAUUUGACGACGAACUUAAACUAAAUUAGUAUAUUUGGGAUGAAGAAACCAUUCAAAAGUAUGAAAACUAACAAUACCUAUUAAUAUCUUUAUUAUACUAUGUUGAUGAUGUUUAUUCUUAUCUGUCCUCAGUAAACUUAAAAAAUGAAACUUUAUAUCAAGCUGUAAAUGAAUUAUUAAGGUUUAUACCUUAGAUUGCAGAAGAAACAUAAUAUAUGCUGGUUGUAAAUGAAUAGCCUUUAAUUCUUAUUGGGAAAGAGAUUGCUUGGUAGAUCAAAAGAACAACAAAGACAAAAUUUAACUAAUAAUUUAAUUUAGAAUCAAUACCAGAAGAUUUUCUUAUUGAUUUUAUUCAAUAUGAAUCCACUUACUUUUAAACAAAUCCUUUAAGAUUUUUCAAUGAUUUGAAAAAUAUUUAAACAUAAUUGAAUGACUAAACUAUAUAAAUAUACCCAGAACACUACUACCUAAUUAAUUUGAAAAAUGGCUAACACAAUAGAUAUUUAUAAUAUGAAAAUUUUUCCUCCAUUUAUGGCACAAAAUUUGGAUCCUAUUAGAUUUGCUAAGAUAAUACUGAAUUAUUAUAAGAAUAAGAAAUUAUGUGCGCAGUGAAAACCAUCUCUGGAAUGUUUUCAUAUUGUGAUUUGAAUGAACUACAAAAGAAAGAUGCCAUUGAGUUAACUUGCGAAUGUAAUAAAUUUGGUGAUAUUUUCUUGGUCACCUCAACAAAAUUUAAUCAAUUAAAUAGCAAUGAUCAUGAAGAAAUAUCGGAUUUUAAUUUUGCCUUCACAUAGAAGGAUGUAUUAACUUUAAGAAUCGGUACUGGGUCAUUAUCAGUAAUAUUUCUAGCAAUUUAUAUUUUUCAACUAAAAAAAGAUUAAAAAGAUGAGUAAGAUAGAUCUGACACCGAAUAAAGUAACUUGAAUACAUAAAAUGUUUAAGAUAAAAAUAAUUAUAUGUUUCAGGGUUGUACAAAAGUGUUCAAGGAAAAUUUUAAGUAUCAUUAAAUUAUUAUUUAGCAAAUCCAUCAAAUAAUAUAGUUAUUUUAUUAUAGAGACAAAUUUAUUAAAUUUAGUUAUAGGAUUUUAGAGGUUCUCUCUGAAUUCAAUCUGCUCUUGGCUUAUGCAAUGA
Paramecium octaurelia is the source of this 2610-nucleotide messenger RNA. The record is from the annotation of a GenBank genome assembly. Lineage: Eukaryota; Ciliophora; Oligohymenophorea; Peniculida; Parameciidae.